UAUUUUUUAUUCAGGCGCUAUAGCGGCCUGAGUCUAAAUUAGACGCGAUAGUCAACUCCAAGUAAAUUAAAACGACUACUAAUUAGCCAGGCUUUUCUUAUUUCCGGUUUGAACAAUGCGCGCGAUAGGAGUAACGGAUGCAAACACAACAACAACAUUGCAGUGCUGCUGUAGAGUCCAGAAGCUGCCGGGUGACAUCGUACACUGAUCAGGUCAUCAUGUAUCGUAACCGUGGCAUAUCUGAGAUGUCCUCCUGUCCCCCGAGCAGCAGCAGCAUUACGGGUCUCCUGUUUGCGCUCUGUGACAGCAGCCUCUGUGGAGUGUCAUGGAAGCGACGCUCUUGUGGAGGUGUUUCCCGCGCGGCACUCCUGCGCACCCUCCGAAAACGUGCCUACACCACACUGCUUUCCAAACUUUUCCAGGACAGCUCGUCCAAACUCACCUCAUCGACGGCAAACGCUUUAGCCAGCACACCCUCUUACAACAAAAUGCUUAUGAUCUCCUUCGACCUCCGCGUCUUGGGCCGCACUGAGGAUGCAGACAGGCUCGAGUCCCUCCUGGGUCAGUUGCGUGAAGCAGGCCGCUCCUCCGGUCUGACUGAGCUGGACUCGGUGCUGGAGCUCUUGGCACAGCUGGCAGGUUCAGGUCCUCCUCCUGUGUCCUCUUUCAGCAGGGACUGCAUGCGACGGGAACGGCCUGUGCUGCGCAGACCUCCACUGCCGGGUUACCUUAGCGAGGAGCUGCAGAGACUGGAGAGCAGGACCUGGGCUCUAAUGUGUGAGGAGGAAUGGGGAGCGUUUGGGGGAGUGUGUAGGACUCUAAGCAUUUUGGACGGUCCACCAGGGACUGGACUGUUUGGUUUAGAGAGGAGACUGGAAGGUGAGGAGAGGUUUGAGCGGGACACCAGAAUGUCUCUUUUUGGAGCUCUGCAGCACUCGCGCACAACAGAUUUGGACGUGCGGCUGGACUUACCACCGGUGCCCAGUAAUGCAGAUGUUACGGGACUAUAUAUACGGGUUCCUCAGGGUUUGGAUCAGUCUGAAGAUGAAGGCUUCCAAUCUGCGUCUAAUCUGACUCCCGACUCGCAGUCUGAGCAGAGCCCCAGUCCUGAGCCUGAUGUGUGGGAGGCCUUACGAACGUUUGUACCUGCUAGACGUCGCUGCUGGGAAAACGUGGGCUGUCCUCCAGGUCAGAAAGAGCCUCCAUAUCUGACAGAAGCAGGCAGAGAAGCAUUCGAUCAGCUAUAUCGGCUUUGGGAAGGCGAGAUGAGGAAUAUGCUCUCCUCUCAAACUCCUUCUCCUCUCCUGCCCUUGCCUUUGGACUGCCAGACUCAGCUGGUUAAAGACCUCCUUAACGUACUUAUAGGGGUGGCUUCUGUUACAUUUCCCCUCAAUGAGUCGAGCGUUCAGUUUGAUGUGCGUGCGGACGUGUGCGUGUCGGGAACGUCCCCAGAGAGCGUGUCGCGCCUGUUAGAGGAGCUGGCGCAGUACGGCACACAUUACCUUCGCCUGAGCCGCUUCUCUCUGGGCUCUGCUGAUAAGAAAGGCCUGGUGUUUCAGGCAUUUACAGGUGGCCUGCGGCGCUACCUGCAUUACUACAGAGCGUGUGUAUUGUGCACGCCCGCCUCUCUCAGCCUCCUCACAAUCGGCUUCCAUUUCCGCAAGCUGGGUCGACAGCUCAGGUACCUUGCAGAGCUGUGCUGUGUGGACGGUGCUGCUGGGGCACGCCAGGCUACGUUCCCUGUGGGGGUGAAGCUUCUCUCGUACCUGUAUAACGAAGCACAGAGCAACUGCAGUAAUGAGAACUACCCUGUGCUGCUUUCUCUGCUUAAGAGUAGCUGUGAGCCUUACACACGGUUUGUAUCAGACUGGGUGUACAGCGGAGUCUUCAGAGACGUGUAUAAAGAGUUCCUGAUCCAGGUGAACGAGGACUACCUCAGCUACAGAGAUAAGCAUUUCUGGGUGCAGGGCUACACUCUGAUCUCGCAGGAUGCGGAGGACUGCGUGCCCGUGUUCCUUCGCCAUAUCGCCAACGAUGUUUAUGUCUGUGGAAAAACCAUCAACCUGCUGAAAAUCUGUUGCCCACAGCAUUAUAUCUGGUCGGAGGUGCCUGUGCCGCGAAUCGCCGUGACAUUCUCUCUAAGGGAGGUGGAGGAAAUUGAAAGAGAUUGUGCUGUGUACCGUGGCCGCAUGGAGACCAUUGCCAAGCACAGCGCCAUCAGCAGAGAGGAGCAGGCGUUGCGUACCGAGCUGGCACGCCAAGAGCUCAUCAAUCAGGUCAGAGAGUCAGCAGCCAAGACGCUGGAGAGCAUCCGAGGCCGCCAGGUGUCACAGCGUCUGGCUGAGGAGGCUAAGAAGAGGGAACGCUUUGAAGAGCUGAGGCAGCAGCUAGAGCUCGACCAAGAGUGGCGCAAUGCUGUUAAAAGGAAGCAGCAGGAGGAUGACUACAGUUUCGCCCGAGAGCUUAGAGACCGAGAACAGAGGCUGCAGGCCCUCGAGGAACAACUGGAGCGCAGGGCACGGAUGGAUUUGAUAGCGCAGUACAGUCGUCUGUCUGAGGAGGCAGCUAAGAAAGAGCGCAGGGCAAUGUGGAAAGUACAGAGGAUAAGACUGCAUGAAGCCAGAGUAAACUUCCUCCAGCAGGACCAACGCAUCAUACAGGCACUGCUUGAGCGGUAUCCUUUAGGACAGGAAUGCCCCAGUCAGGAUCCAGCUCAGGAAUCUCACAUUCCUGAGAUACAAAUAAAAAAUUUGCCCAUGGAGCAGGAGCUCCACAAUUCUGCUCUGCCUACUUGUACUUCUGUACCUCCUGCUGUUCUCCCUGGCUCCACCAGAAAUGUUGAUGCUCUGAUUUCAGAUCAAAUUGACAUUACAGAUUUCCUCCCAAAACCGCAACAUUGUGCAAACAGUGUGGCAGUUACCCAGGCUCUACAGGACAUCAGCUCUGACCUCUCAGAAUUCACCAGAAAUCCUGACUUAGACUAUGACUUUUCGUCACCCUACAGCCCGCUGGAAUGCCUCAGGCCCCAGUCGUGCUCUACUCAUCCAUGCCUCUCCCACCAAGUCCUAGAGCCUGGGGCAAGUCAACAUGACCCCCCUUCAGAAACUUCACAUCAUCAGGAGGAUAGUGCUGCCUCGGGGCAUGCGUCACAAGCUAGAGUGAGUGAAUUGGAGCCAAUGGAAGAGACACAAGAGCAAAACGUGGCCCGAAAUAAAUGUCUGGAGACAAACAAACUGUGUGAAAAGGAGUUAUAUGAAGAAGAUAAGGAACAUUCAGCAUGUGGUGUGGAGUUGGAGCCAAAACCACCAAUGGAUAACAUAGCAGAGAAGGCCAAAGAUAGUGGGCAGCUUGCUCAGCCCCUUCGGACAUCAGCUGAGAAUAUUCCAAUAGAUCCAGUUCUGAUCAUUGGCAGUAGUCAAGACUUUGAUGUCCAAAGCAAAUCUAAGAACAUUCUCUCGGGGGUAACAAGUAUUUCCUCCUCCAGUACUGCCCUGUGCCAGUCUGUUAAUACUGACAUAAGGACUGAUAGGCUUUUUUCUGACACUGCUAUGGUCCUCCCCUCACCCAGUAUCCAUGGUCAUGCUUCUGAUGCACAUAUUAAAGUCGGGGAGCUGGUUUCUGAAGUUACCGUGGCUGUUCCCUCGCCAAAUAUCCAUGGUCAUGCUUCUGAUGCACAUAUUAAAGUAGGGGAGCUGGUUUCUGAGGUUACUGUGGCUGUUCCCUUACCAAAUAUCCAUGGUCAUGCUUCUGAUGCACAUAUUAAAGUAGGGGAGCUGGUUUCUGAGGUUACUGUGGCUGUUCCCUUACCAAAUAUCCAUGGUCAUGCUUCUGAUGCACAUAUUAAAGUAGGGGAGCUGGUUUCUGACGUGAGUACACCAACUGCUUCUCGAAAUGUCCAUGGGCAUGUCUCUGAUGCCCAUAUAAAAAUUGGAGGGUUGGUUUCUGAGGUUCUUGCUCCAAAACCUUUGCAAAAUGUCCAUGGUCAUGCCUCUGAUGCUCACAUAAAAAUUGGUCAGCUUGUUUCUGAGGUCUCUACUCCAACCCCUUCCCCUAAUAUCCAUGGCCAUGCAUCAGAUGCUCACAUAAAGGUGGGAGAGUUCGUCUCAGACGUUGCUCUAUCUCAACCUCGUUGGAGCAAACAUGGCCAUUCCUCAGACAGCACUCUUGAAGUGGGCUGUCUGAUUCCAGAAACCAAACAAACACAUUCCCCAUUGCCAGGCAGUGCUUACGGUCACUCCUCAGACUCCACACUAAAGGUCGGCUGUGUCGUAUCUGGAUUAGACCCGCUGCCUUCACCCCUCCCUGGUAGUGCAUAUGGGCAUUCAUCAGACUCGACACUGGGAGUGGGGUGUGUGGUGAUGGGGGUACAGGUCCCUAAGAAACCCUAUCUCCCGGGUAGUGCCUAUGGACAUUCUUCUGACUCAAGCCUGGGUGCAGGCUGUGUGGUACAAGGGAUCAAGCCUGGAAGCUCUUACAGUGAUGCCCCUCAGACAGGAUUCAAACUGCCCACAGAGGACAAGAAAAAGCAAGACAGCCAAGAGGCACAAGAAGCUACAACCGCUCCCCAAACUCAGCUGCUCACUCUGGACGAGGGUCUUACUGCCUGGGCGCAGGGGUUAGGACUGUCCCCCUUAGAGAGACCAGAGGACGACUAUCUCAUCAAGCUGGCCUCCCAGUACCAUGCUGAGCAGUACGAGGAUUCCUACAGGCAAAUGAUGUCAGCCCCUGAAGCUCAGCUCCUACAGCAGGUGACCCGUGGGCCAAGCGGACUCCCAGCGGACUCCACUCUGCACUGUGCGACGGACUCUACUGCUGUGCAGCUGAGUGAGAUGAUGCCCCUCCCUGUGCUCAUGAAACACUCGGUCACGACCCCACUCAUCACACAUUUGUCAAUGGUGAAUAAGGCGGUGGUGGAUUAUUUCUUUGUGGAGCUGAGAGUGGAGAAACACUUUGAAGUGCUGAGGCACUUUUUACUGAUGGAAGAUGGGGAAUUUGCACUGUCACUAACUGACCGGCUCUUUGAAAAGCUGGGCAGUGGGCAAACCCCUGGUGAGCUGCUGACCCCCCUGGUCCUGAACUCCAUGCUGAACAAGGCCAUGCAGUACAGUGUGCACGGCGACAGUGAGCUGGCCACUAACUUCACGUUCGCAUUGCGCUACCUACCGGAGGUGUUUCACCCUCACGCUCCAGACUCACUCAACUGCCUCGAGCUGCGCUACAAGGUGGACUGGCCUCUGAAUAUCAUAAUAACAGACAACUGUAUGAAUAAGUACAACCGCCUCUUCUCCUUCCUGCUGCAGCUCAAACACAUGGUGUGGUCUCUCAGUGAUGUGUGGUUUCAUCUCAAACGCACCGCUGUGGUAAAGGGAGCAGGACGCUCUGUGCAGUUUCGACAGCUGCAGCUGUACAGACAUGAGAUGCAGCACUUUGUGAAGGUGAUCCAGGGCUACAUUGCUAAUCAGAUCCUGCAGGUCUCCUGGAGCGAGUUCACCCAAAAACUGAGCGGUGCCAACGAUCUGGACGCCAUCCAUCACACACACGCAGAGUACCUCAACAGGGCCAUCUUCAGGGCUCUGCUGACGGAGAAAGCCGCUCCUGUGAUGAACAUCAUCCACAGCAUCUUCAGUCUGAUCCUGAAGUUUCGUGGCCAGCUGAUCGCUCAGGCCUGGCAGAGUCAGCAGGGCGAGGCCGUGCACCCGAGCUUCAUUGCCAUGCAGCAGUCUUACAACACUUUCAAAUACUACUCACGCUUUCUGUUCAAAGUGGUUUCCAAGCUUGUGGACAAAGGCUACCAGCCUCAUUUAGAAGACUUCCUGCUGCGUCUUAACUUCAACAACUACUACAAGGACUCAUGACGUAUUUCUGCCUCUCAGUGAGAAAAUGUUCAUGAAAUUCCCACUGAAGUCAAGGAGGCUUUCUGUAUGCAAAUGAUCUGCUUCUAGCAGUAGUGUUGCUACUCUGGAAUGAGUGAUCGGUGCUGUAAGAGUUUGGAGUGUCAGAGAGGGAGAAAUGCCAUUAGCAUUUUAUUUUUUUUAUAGUUGGAUCAGCAUUCAACUAGGCUUCAGAAAUUCAGCAGUUUUGGGAUUUACAUUGUCUUGAGCAUGUCUUCAUUUUUGUUUUCUGGACACUGAAGUCAUUAUUGCCGUGUUAAAUGUAAAUAAAUUACCAAGCACACAGA
Molecule: messenger RNA, 6178 nt
Organism: Clarias gariepinus (North African catfish)
Lineage: Eukaryota; Metazoa; Chordata; Actinopteri; Siluriformes; Clariidae
Gene: tubgcp6
Product: tubulin, gamma complex associated protein 6
Exons: 24
Coding region: 138-5855 (1905 amino acids)
Biological process (GO): cytoplasmic microtubule organization; spindle assembly; microtubule nucleation
Cellular component (GO): spindle pole; centrosome; gamma-tubulin complex
Molecular function (GO): microtubule minus-end binding; gamma-tubulin binding
Source: RefSeq, a predicted model, not a curated record